Messenger RNA from Equus caballus (horse), 1757 nucleotides. RefSeq names its product serpin family A member 12 (gene SERPINA12). Gene Ontology annotation, molecular function: serine-type endopeptidase inhibitor activity. NCBI's taxonomy places the organism in Eukaryota, Metazoa, Chordata, Mammalia, Perissodactyla, Equidae. The record is from RefSeq and is a predicted model, not a curated record. Gene Ontology annotation, biological process: negative regulation of endopeptidase activity.
UGCUGCCUCCGGGGAUGAAGAGAAGCCCCUGAGGAAGUGGCGUGGCCAUUGCUCCCACAGCAUCUUUCAUCUGCCCCACUUGGGUCAGUUAAUUUUAUUGGCCUUCAGUCUACUUUUCCAAGAGGCCAUGGAAGUAUAAAUAAUAAAGCAAGAAAAGCACAUCCGUUUGGCUGGCUCCGGGGAAUUCUUCUGAAUGCGCUGACAAUCUCCAAGGAAAAUGAACCCUGCUCUGGGCCUGGGCCUGCUUCUGGCUGGCCUCCUUACUGUGGAAGGUCUCCUGAAGCCUAACUUCUCUCCAAAGAAUCACGGAGCUGGGUGGCAGGCCCGAGCGUGGAAGGGAAGUAGGGCAGUCCAGGAGCUCGCAAGGCGGAACACAGAAUUCGGCUUCAAGCUUUACAAGAAGCUGGCCUCCAGCAGCCCCAGCACAAACAUCUUCAUAUCCCCCUUGAGCAUCUCCAUAGCUUUCUCCAUGCUGUCUCUGGGGGCCCAGGACUCCACCCUGGACGAGAUCAAGGACGGCUUCAACUUCAAGAAUAUGCUGGAGAAAGACCUUCAUGAGGCCUUUCAUUUCCUCAUCCAAAGCCUGAGCCAGAGGGACCAGGAUCGUGAGCUGAGCCUCCAGAAUGCCUUGUUUAUCGACCAGAGGUUGCGGCCAGCAGAGAAGUUUCUGACAAAUGUCAAGAACCUGUACGAUACAGAUACUGUCCCCACCAACUUCCAGAACAUGGAAAAUACUCAGAAGCAGAUCAAUGACUAUGUCAGUCAGAAAACCCAGGGGAAAAUCAACAACCUGAUCAAGAAUAUAGACCCUGGCACAGUGAUGCUUCUUAUAAAUUGUAUUUUCUUUCGAGCCAGGUGGGAACAUGAAUUUGAUCCAAAAGCAACUAAAGAGGAAGAUUUCAUUCUGGAUGGAAACAAGCCAGUGAGGGUCCCUAUGAUGUUCCGUGGGGGCAUGUAUGCGGUGGGCCAUGACGACCAGCUCUCCUGCACCGUCCUGGAAACGCCCUACCAGGGCAACAUCACUGCCACCUUCAUUCUUCCUGAUGAGGGCAAAAUGAAGCAGGUGGAGGAAGCCUUGAGGACAGACACUUUUGCCAGAUGGAAAAGAUUAAUCACACAAAGGGUUACAGAUGUGUCCUUGCCCAGGUUUUCCAUCACCGGUACCUACGACCUGAAGAAGACUCUCUCCCACCUGGGGAUCACCAAAAUCUUUGAGGAGCACGGUGAUCUCACCAGGAUCUCCCCUCAUCGCAGCCUGAAAGUGGGCGAGGCGGUGCACAAGGCUAAGCUGAAGAUGGAUGAGAAGGGUGCAGAGGGGGCUGCGGGCUCCGGAGCACAGACGCUGCCCAUGGAGACGCCGUUCAUCGUCAAGCUCAACAGACCCUUUCUGCUGAUCAUUGUAGAGAAGGUCACAAAUUCAGUGCUCUUCUUGGGGAAGAUCGACAAUCCUACUGGGAAAUAAGGGGGAAUUCGGACUUGCUGCAGACCCCAACCGUGGCCUGGAGCUGAAAACGUUUCAUCUCACUGGGACUGAGGCCACAGGGAUGUUCUAAUCUAGUCCCGCAUCCUCAUGAGCUCCCAAGACCACCGUCCAAACAGGCAGCACUGGCUCUGGGGGCUUCUGUGGGCUGUUUCCUCCCUUAGCCCCCUCCCCACCCAUUCAAAUGUCAGAUCAGAUGUGCCACCCUCACCCACUGGGCGAGAUCUCGCCCCCUGGUGGGCAGAGGGGUUUGGUGAUUUAAUAAACAACAACCUGC